Messenger RNA from Vigna umbellata (rice bean), 799 nucleotides. The record is from RefSeq and is a predicted model, not a curated record. Lineage: Eukaryota; Viridiplantae; Streptophyta; Magnoliopsida; Fabales; Fabaceae.
CUGAAAAAACUCUCAAAUUCAUUUCAUUUGAAUCUUCAUUUCAUUUCCCAUGGGCAAGAAAAUGAAGCUUCCUUCCCUUCUCCACAACAAGAACUCACACCCCAAACCUUCUUCCACUUCCUGGCCAUGGCCCUCUUGCCACCAACCUCGAACCCUCUCUUUUCGAGACCAAAACGAUGUCGCUUUCAAAACCAUCAACCCAGCCUACUUCGACAUGCCCGAGAGCUCCCACUCCUUCUUCACUGUCUCUCCCGACUCUGGAAGCUUCUCUACCGCUUCAGAAGAAGAUUCUAGAAGACCGGAUUCCCUUGAGACCCUCAUUCGCCCCUUGCCUUCCGACCGUUUGUUCUUCCACCCCGACCAGACAAGCUCCAUAUUAGAGUCCAAAGCAGGAACAUCGACACCAACACCAACACAAACACAAACAACUACAACACCAACACCACCACCAACAACAACAACGUUGCCCUUCAAAGACAGCGUGGUUAUGUCUGUGGAGUCUCAGGACCCUUACGUGGACUUCCUCAGGUCCAUGGAAGAGAUGGUGGAAGCCCAGUGCGUUAAAGACUUUGAUGGUCUCCAAGAGCUUUUAUGUUGGUAUUUGAAAGUCAAUGGAAAAAGCAACCAUGGUUAUAUUGUCGGUGCUUUCAUUGAUCUAUUGGUGGCUUUUUCUGAUAUAAACUCUCAUUCUCCUUCUUCCCCUUUGUCAUUCUACAGCUCUUCUCUUUCUUCCUCUUGCAGCACUCACUGUGUUUCAUGUUUGGAAGCUGAGGACGAGGUUGAUUCAGCUCCCCGUUAA